Molecule: messenger RNA, 1146 nt
Organism: Mucor mucedo
Lineage: Eukaryota; Fungi; Mucoromycota; Mucoromycetes; Mucorales; Mucoraceae
Product: serine/threonine-protein phosphatase 2A catalytic subunit alpha isoform
Exons: 4
Coding region: 217-1146 (309 amino acids)
Biological process (GO): peptidyl-serine dephosphorylation; mitotic cell cycle
Cellular component (GO): cytosol
Molecular function (GO): protein serine/threonine phosphatase activity
Source: RefSeq, a predicted model, not a curated record
UUUUUUUUUUUAUUUCUUUCUUUUUAUUACAUUUAUACAUAAAAAGGGAAAUCUCUUUCCUCUUUUUUAUUUUUCUUACAUCCUCUUUUUUUUUUUUUUUCUACAAAAGACCUCUCCAUCUCUUUCUUUUUAUUUCGUUCAUCUUUUUUUUUUUCUGUACUUUAAAAAAAAAAGAUUAAAGAAGAUAAAUAAAACACUCUUAUUUAUACAUAGAAAAUGACUGCCAUUAGUUCUGUUGCAGAUGUUGAUGCUUGGAUUGCCCAACUUUCUGAAUGUAAACAAUUACCAGAGUCAGAAAUCAAAAAAUUAUGCGAAAAGGCACGUGAAAUCCUCAUGGAAGAGUCCAAUGUUCAACCUGUGCGAUGUCCUGUAACUGUGUGCGGUGAUAUUCAUGGUCAGUUCCAUGACUUGCAAGAGUUGUUCCGUAUUGGAGGUAACUCACCCGACACCAACUAUUUGUUUAUGGGUGAUUAUGUUGAUAGAGGAUAUUAUUCUGUUGAAACUGUCACAUUUUUGGUUGCUCUUAAAGUACGAUACAAGGACCGUAUCACGAUUCUUCGUGGUAAUCACGAAUCUCGUCAGAUCACCCAAGUGUAUGGUUUCUACGACGAGUGUUUAAGAAAGUAUGGGAAUGCCAAUGUCUGGAAGAUGUUUACGGACCUUUUUGAUUAUUUACCCUUGACUGCUUUGAUUGAAGAUCAAAUCUUUUGUCUUCAUGGUGGUCUCUCGCCCUCGAUUGAUACAUUGGAUCAAGUCAGAUCCUUGGACCGUGUGCAAGAAGUACCUCAUGAGGGUCCAAUGUGUGAUCUUUUAUGGUCUGACCCUGAUGAUCGAUGUGGUUGGGGUAUUUCUCCUCGUGGUGCAGGUUAUACAUUCGGUCAAGAUAUCGCAGAGACAUUCAACCAUAACAAUGGCUUGACACUGGUAGCAAGAGCCCAUCAAUUGGUCAUGGAAGGUUAUAACUGGAGUCAUGACCGUAACGUAGUUACCAUCUUUAGUGCUCCUAAUUACUGCUAUCGUUGUGGCAACCAAGCUGCUAUCAUGGAGAUUGACGAGCACAUGAAAUACACAUUCCUCCAGUUCGAUCCUGCUCCUAGACGUGGUGAACCACAUGUUACCAGACGUACUCCUGAUUACUUUUUGUAA